AUGCUUGCUGGCACCGCUUUGAGCUGGCCGCGCGGCUUUCGGCUGCCGCCGCUCGCUCGUCUCGCCUCGACAGUCGCGCGACCCCCCUCUCUCGCCGCGCUCAACACGCAGGAUGACAUGAAGCUCGCGAGGGUGUGGAUCAGCGCAUUCGAAAAGAUGUCUGCAGAGGACUGGCCAAAGAACUUGACCGACAUCUCGUUCACUCGUUCUUCAGGCCCUGGAGGGCAGCACGUCAACCGAACGUUCUCGAAGGCUGUCGUUCGACUCCCUCUUCCCUCGCCAACACUCCUUCCGCCAUACGUAGUCGCCCAUCUGCGCCGCUCGCCUCACUACUCGAAUUCGCCUCCCUCUCUCCUGGUCUCCUCGUCGACCCACCGAACCCAGCAGACCAACCUAGCCGACUGCAUGUCGAAACUCAAGGCGACCAUCCUCGACGCAGCGAGACGGGACCUCGUCGGCGAGACGAGCGAAGCGCAGAAGGAAAAGGUCAAGGAGCUUGUCGAUCGCGAGAAGCUGAGGACGGCGAAGUCGAAGAAGAUGCGCAAGGAAACGAAGAGCGGGAGGGGCAAGGUCCGAGGUUGGGAUUGA
This is a messenger RNA of Rhodotorula toruloides NP11, 588 nucleotides long. Its product is annotated as peptide chain release factor class I/class II domain containing protein. NCBI's taxonomy places the organism in Eukaryota, Fungi, Basidiomycota, Microbotryomycetes, Sporidiobolales, Sporidiobolaceae. Gene Ontology annotation, molecular function: translation release factor activity. Gene Ontology annotation, cellular component: mitochondrial large ribosomal subunit. The coding region runs from base 1 to 588 and encodes 195 amino acids. The transcript is spliced from 2 exons. The record is from RefSeq and is a predicted model, not a curated record. Gene Ontology annotation, biological process: mitochondrial translational termination.